Molecule: messenger RNA, 1055 nt
Organism: Coffea eugenioides
Lineage: Eukaryota; Viridiplantae; Streptophyta; Magnoliopsida; Gentianales; Rubiaceae
Product: mRNA turnover protein 4 homolog
Exons: 8
Coding region: 128-817 (229 amino acids)
Biological process (GO): ribosomal large subunit biogenesis; rRNA processing; nuclear-transcribed mRNA catabolic process
Cellular component (GO): nucleolus; preribosome, large subunit precursor
Molecular function (GO): RNA binding
Source: RefSeq, a predicted model, not a curated record
AAAUCUAGCAGCAGCAGCCGAGCAGGAGGAGGUUUGUAGGGUUUUAGCCUUUGCAGAGAACGCAAAACCAAAAGCCGAGUGAAGAUAUAGAAACAGAAAGCCGCCCACUCACCGUUUCCUAGCAAAAAUGCCGAAAUCAAAGCGCAACAGACCAGUGACUCUAUCGAAGACGAAGAAGAAAGGGAGGGAGCACAAAGAAAAUAUAGUGAAUUCAAUAAGGGAAGCUAUUGAGAAGUAUGAUUCCGUAUACGUUUUCACUUUCGAGAACAUGAGAAAUCUCAAGUUCAAGGAGUUCAGGGAGAAGCUCAAAUCUUCUUGCAGAUUCUUUCUUGGCUCGAACAAAGUGAUGCAAGUUGCUCUGGGUCGAUCUGUUGCUGAUGAGCUUAGACCCGGCAUUCACAAGAUCUCCAAGCUUGUUCGUGGAGAUUCUGGGCUUUGUUUUACUAAUCUACCAAAGGAGGAAGUUCAAAGACUAUUCAAUGAAUAUGAAGAAUAUGACUUUGCAAGAACUGGAACCCUUGCAACAGAAAAGGUGGAGCUUAAUGAAGGACCCUUGGACCAGUUCACCCAUGAGAUGGAACCCUUCUUGCGCAAGCAAAACAUGCCUGUCCGCUUAAACAAAGGCGUGAUUGAGCUCCUGUCUGACUGUGUUGUAUGUGAGGAAGGCCGACCUCUGUCGCCUGAGUCAGCUCGGAUAUUGCGUCUUCUUGGUAUAAAGAUGGCUACUUUCCGGCUUCAUUUAACUUGCAGAUGGAGCUCUGAGGAAUUUGAGGUUUAUCAAGAAGGAUUGGAAGAUUCAGAUGUCGAAUCCUCGUAACAACACUCGGACGUAUGACAUGUAUCAAUAUACAUUGUGCCAUACGAGUGUUUGAGUUAGCAGCCCCUUCCAGAUCGUGUUGGAAUUUCAAGUGCUUAAGUAGUACAGGCUCUGUAUUCUCUCUCUAAAAUUUUAGUUGACGCUGAGUUAAAAGUUUUGCUGUUGUGAUCAAGUAUGGGCAGUUAUUCGUUUUUGGAGAAAUAUAUUUAUAUAUAUUUUAAUGGCAUUGAUGGAAGAA